AAUAACAAUAAAAAUCAAUUGUACAUAUAGAAUUAGAAUCAAGUUCAAUAUGGAAUUGGGUGCUGGAUCAGUUUCAUUGAAUAAAGCGCAUUUUGAAGGAAAAUCCAUUGGUGGAAUGCCCUUCGAUGAACAUGAUCCAUUGUAUUUGGAGGCCUAUCGUAAAUCCAUACACAACCCAGUGGAAUUUUGGGAGGAGCAGGCUCAUCUAUUAGACUGGGAUCGUCCGUGGCAGCAGGUGUUGGAUGUAAGCAAUCCACCAUUUACCAAAUGGUAUGUGGGUGGCUAUCUAAAUGCCUGUUACAAUGCCAUCGAUAGGCAUAUCCUGGCUGGUCGUGGCUCUAAAGUGGCCCUUAUUCAUGAUAGUCCGCUGACAGGAACAGUGAGAGAAGUCACCUAUCAAGAACUGUACGAUGAAAUUGUUUUACUGGCCGGCGGAUUGGCCAAGCUGGGAGUGGUCAAAGGUGAUCGAGUUGUGAUCUAUAUGCCAUUAAUACCCGAGACCAUAAUUGCCAUGUUGGCCAUAGUCCGACUGGGUGCCAUUCAUUCGGUUGUCUUUGGUGGCUUUGCGGCACGAGAAUUAUGCUCAAGGAUUGAGCAUGUCGAACCAAAAUUGGUAAUUGCCUCCAAUGUGGGUGUCGAGCCAGGCAAAGUGGUGCCCUAUCUGGAUAUUCUUCAUUCAGCCAUACAAAUGUCACGUUGGAAGCCACCGCAAAAGAAUAUAAUUUUUAUACGUGAUCAGAUAUCUCAAAAUAUAUUGAAUGAUGAAACCGAUGUCAAUUGGUCCAAUGUGCUGGCCAUGGCAAGUCCCAGGCAGACAAUCGCGUGUGUGCCCAUCGAAGCCAAUGAUCCAUUGUACAUCCUCUAUACAUCGGGUACCACAGACAAACCCAAGGGAGUUCUUCGUACGAUUGGUGGUCAUUUGGUGGCUCUAAUGUACACUUUGCGGCAUAUCUAUGGCAUCCAGCCGGGCGAUACCUGGUGGGCGGCAUCCGAUAUGGGCUGGGUGGUGGGUCAUUCAUACAUAUGCUAUGGUCCUCUAUGCCUUGGUGCCACUAGUGUGAUGUAUGAGGGUAAGCCCGAUCGUACACCAGAUCCAGGACAAUAUUUCAGAAUCAUCGAUCAGUACAAGGUAUGCUCCAUAUUUUCGGUGCCCACAUCUUUUCGUGUUAUACGUCGUGCUGACCCAGAGAUCAGUUAUGGUCGCCAGUAUAGUAUGAAGUCCUUGAGAGCCAUUUUCAUAGCUGGGGAGCAUUGUGAUUAUGAGACCAAAAUGUGGAUAGAAAAAACGUUCAAGGUACCUGUAUUAAAUCAUUGGUGGCAAACGGAAACAGGCUCAGCAGUGACAGCCACCUGUUUGGGCUUCCAACAGAAUCUUCGUCCGCCUACCUAUUCCACUGGCUUGCCAUUAAUGGGUUAUGACAUAAGAAUUUUAAAGCCCGAUGGCACCGAAGCGCAAACCAUGGAACUGGGUCGAAUAGCUUUGAAAUUGCCUUUGCCACCCGGAAAUAUGGCUACUCUCUAUAAGAACGAUGAACUCUUUCGCAAGUUGUACUUUCAAAGGUUUCCGGGUCACUAUGAUACCAUGGAUGCUGGGUAUAAGGACGAACUUGGCUAUGUAUUUGUAACCGCUCGUGAUGAUGAUGUCAUCAAUGUGGCUGGUCAUCGAUUAUCUACCUCAAGUCUCGAAGAUGCUGUCCUCCGUCAUCCUGAUGUCGUUGAUGUGGCUGUAUUUGGUGUUCCCGAAGCCACCAAGGGUCAAGUGCCACUUUGUCUGUAUAUACCGGUGGAGAAUUGUAAGAAAACCGAUGCAAAACUAUCAACAGAAAUUAUUAAACUAAUACGUGAUGUUGUGGGUCCCAUUGCUGCCUUCCGUUUGAUAACCUCGGUGAACAAUUUGCCACGUACUCGCUCCGGUAAGACCAUGCGCAAGGCCAUGGCUGAUUUCGCACGCAAUGAAAAGGUCAUCCUGCCAGCCACAAUUGAUGAUGCGACUGUCUUCACAGAGAUUCGUCGGGCUCUGCAACAUUUGGGCUAUGCAAUGUCUGCUCCAGAUCCCAUUGUUGCCAAGCUAUUAGAUUGAGAAUUAUAUCGAAUUGAGCAUUUAAAAUUUAUAUCCUUUAGUUUUAGUUUUUGUCCUUGGAAGAUGAGAA
Molecule: messenger RNA, 2150 nt
Organism: Drosophila willistoni
Lineage: Eukaryota; Metazoa; Arthropoda; Insecta; Diptera; Drosophilidae
Product: acyl-CoA synthetase short-chain family member 3, mitochondrial
Exons: 5
Coding region: 50-2080 (676 amino acids)
Source: RefSeq, a predicted model, not a curated record